Molecule: messenger RNA, 2014 nt
Organism: Vicia villosa (hairy vetch)
Lineage: Eukaryota; Viridiplantae; Streptophyta; Magnoliopsida; Fabales; Fabaceae
Product: glucan endo-1,3-beta-D-glucosidase ARB_01444-like
Exons: 1
Coding region: 7-2004 (665 amino acids)
Molecular function (GO): endo-1,3(4)-beta-glucanase activity
Source: RefSeq, a predicted model, not a curated record
GUUUCAAUGUCUACUACUAACAACAAAAGCAACAAACCUUUUCUAUUCCCUCGUGCUAACUCUACUCUCCUCCCUGACCCCUCCAAAUUCUUCUCUCCAAACCUUCUAUCCACACCCCUCCCUACUAACUCUUUCUUCCAAAACUUUGUUCUCAAAAAUGGUGAUCAACCUGAAUACAUCCACCCACACCUCAUCAAAUCAUCUAACUCGUCAAUUUCUGUUUCCUAUCCAACUCGUUCUUCCAACUCCAACGCCAUAUCUCAGGUCUUCAAACCUGAUCUCACAAUCACUUCCUCAAAAAAAGAUAGCCAAAAAGGUUCCAAUGGAAAACAUGUCAUUUCUUCCUAUAGUGAUCUCAGUGUCACCUUAGAUAUUCCUUCUACAAACAUGACUUUCUUUCUUGUUAGGGGAAGUCCUUAUGUCACUCUUUCUGUAACAAAACCAACCCCUCUUUCCAUAUCAACCAUCCAUGAUAUCAUUUACUUCUCUUCAAAUGAGUCUUUCACAAAGUUUACUAUUCGGUUUAACAACAAUCAAGCAUGGAUACUAUACUCUUCCAUAAAAAUAAAGUUGACUCACAGUCGUUCCGAGAUCACUUCAGAGGCCUUUUCAGGCACUAUUCGGAUAGCUUUGUUGCCGGAUUCUGAUUCAAAACACGAAUCUGUUCUUGACAGGUGCAGUUUCUGUUAUCCUGUUUCAGGUGGUGCUGUACUUAAAGAACCAUUUUGUGUUGAGUAUAAAUGGGAAAAAAAAGGUUGGGGUGAUUUGUUGAUGUUAGCACACCCUCUUCAUCUUCAGCUUUUAUCUGAGAAUGAUAUGAAUAAUGUUACUGUUUUGAAUGAUUUCAAGUAUAAAAGCAUUGAUGGUGAGCUUGUCGGUAUUAUUGGUGAUUCUUGGAUUUUGAAGACUGAGCCUGUUAAUAUUACUUGGUACUCUACACAGGGUGUGAAAGAAAAAUACCAUGAAGAAAUUGUUUCAUCACUUUUUAAGGAUGUUGAGGGUUUGAAUUCGUCCUCGAUAAAAACUACAACAUGUCAUGCUUUUGGAAAACUGAUUGCCAGAGCUGCAAGGCUGGCUUUGAUUGCUGAAGAGGUUUUUUUCUAUGAUGUCAUUCCAAAGGUUAAGGUUAAGAAGUUUUUGAAGGAAACUAUCGAGCCUUGGCUUGAAGGAACUUUCAAAGGAAAUCAGUUUCUGCAUGAUGAAAAAUGGGGAGGUAUUGUACAGUCAAGUGCUGAAAAUAGUUUAGCAAUUUAUAAUAAUCAUCAUUGCACAUUAGGAUACUUUGUUUAUGCAAUUGCUGUGCUUGUGAAGAUUGAUCCAGCAUGGGGUAGGAAGUAUAAAUCUCAAGCCUAUUCAAUAUUGGAAGAUUAUAUGAACUCGAGUGUAAAAUCGAACUCAAAUUACACGCGUUUGAGGAAUUUUGAUCUUUAUAAUUUGCAUUCUUGGGCUGGAGGGGUAACUGAGUUUCCAGAUGGAAGGCAUCAGAUGGGAAGCAGUGAAGCCGUUAACGCAUAUUAUGCUGCAGCCUUGUUUGGAAUGGCAUAUGGUGAUGCUCAAGUUGUGUCCAUUGGAUCAACACUUGCAGCAUUGGAAAUCUGUGCAGCAAAAAUGUGGUGGCAUAUUGAAAAGGAUGGGAAACUUUAUGAAAAAGAUUUUAUAAAAGAGAAUAGGAUCAUGGGAAUUCUUUGGUCUAACAAGAGGAGCAGUGAAUUAUGGUUUGCUCCAAGUGAGUGGAAAGAAGCUAGGCUUGGUAUUCAGGUGUUACCAUUGUUGCCUAUUUCAGAAACUUUGUUUUCUGAUGUUGAAUAUGUGAAGGAACUUGUUGAAUGGACAUUGCCUGCUUUGAAAAGAAAAGAUAUUGGUGAGAAAAUGAAGGGGUUUGUGUUUGCCUUGCAGGGAAUUUUCGACAAUGAAGUUGCAUUGAAGAAUAUAAAAAGCUUAAAGGGGUUUGAGGAUGGUAAUUCAAUGACUAAUCUCCUGUGGUGGUUACAUAGCAGAGGUUGAAGUGUUGAGA